AGGAAGCCUUGACGCAAAGGCGAGGAAGAAAUCUGUACACGGAAGUUAUCCAGGAUCCUGCAUACUCGAGAUUUUUUCCUUCUGUAGACUUUCUCGGUAUAAUUUACUGUUUCCUCUGGCGGUUAGUUUGACCGUAAUGGCGCUUAAUGAUGGGGCAGUCUGUGCGGCAGCCCUGAGGAGAUGAUGUGCAGUUAUCAGCAGACGGUUGAUCGGGUGAAUGGACGCGAGGACUUGAAGUGCUGCUGUUUUGACAGCUGGGUCGAGCUUCCAGUACCUGGUCUGUCUGCCUGACAGAGAACAGACCAGAGCCGAGGUUUAAACCCCAAAGAAGGGUUUAUUUUAUGUAGAGACAAAUUUCCCUGUCAGUGAAGUAGCUUUUAAAGCGCCAUUGAAGGAAAGGCUGAAAGGUGACUUCUCUUCUCACCGGUGCUCUCCUCCCCCCUGACCAGUGGUCAUGGCCUCAUCCCGGCUGAAGUACCUCUCUCUGGGCGUGCUGGUGUUCCAGACCACCUCCCUGGUGCUCACUAUGCGAUACUCCCGCACCCUGCAGGCCGAGGGCCCGCGGUACCUGGCCUCCUCAGCUGUGGUGGUGGCCGAGGUCAUGAAGAUCCUCACCUGUGUGCUGCUCGUCUUCAAGGAGCACAGUUAUAGCCUUCGAGCUCUGAACAGUAUACUGCGUCAGGAAAUUGUCCACAAACCCAUAGAAACACUGAAGCUGGCGAUCCCCUCUGGGAUCUACACGCUGCAGAAUAACCUGCUGUACGUCGCCUUAUCCAACCUGGACGCAGCCACCUACCAGGUGACGUACCAGCUGAAGAUCCUGACCACAGCUCUGUUCUCAGUGUCCAUGCUGGGCCGCAGGCUGGGCGUCUACCAGUGGCUCUCAUUGCUUAUUCUUAUGGCUGGAGUGGCUCUCGUGCAGUGGCCCUCUGAGUCUGCAGCGGCCCCAGAGAAGGAGGCCCUCUCCGCAGGCUCCCAGUUUGUCGGUGUGACAGCGGUUCUAGUGGCGUGCUGCUCCAGCGGGUUCGCUGGUGUCUACUUUGAGAAGAUCCUAAAGGAAAGCAAACAGAGCGUCUGGGUCCGCAACAUCCAGCUAGGGAUGUUUGGCCUGGUGUUUGGCUUCUUUGGGAUGCUGGCCUACGAUGGAGAGAGGGUGGCGGAGUCGGGAAUGUUUCAGGGAUACAGCACGGUCACCUGGACUGUCGUAGCGCUGCAGGCGCUGGGUGGUCUGGUCAUAGCAGCGGUCAUCAAGUAUGCAGACAACAUCCUCAAGGGCUUUGCUACAUCGCUCUCCAUCAUCCUGUCAACUCUUAUAUCGUACUUCUGGCUACAGGACUUCGACCCCACUGGGGUGUUCUUCCUGGGGGCCAUUUUGGUCAUCGUGGCCACUUUCCUGUACGGCUACGAAGGCAAGACAUCCCCCAACCCCAGCAGGGCGUAGUACACUCACGGCUGACACUACAGCAGCAGUAGGAGGUCCUGUGGAAGCGUCAGGAUGUGGAGGAAAAAGAAGGGGAAAGGUCUUUAUCAUAUAUUGAGAUCACUAAGUGGAGGAGACAGAGAAGAGGAGUAGGAGUAGAGGAGGUAAGCAGGUUGGGAACAGAGGACAGGGAGAGUAAAAAGGAAGGUUAAAAAAAAGAGCAACCACAAUGCUGUGAUGGGUCUCAUUACACCAAAAGUGCCUCUGACAAGGGUAACCAGUGAGAGAA
Micropterus dolomieu (smallmouth bass) is the source of this 1709-nucleotide messenger RNA. It is a transcript of the gene slc35a3a, whose product is annotated as solute carrier family 35 member A3a. Gene Ontology annotation, molecular function: UDP-galactose transmembrane transporter activity. The record is from RefSeq and is a predicted model, not a curated record. Lineage: Eukaryota; Metazoa; Chordata; Actinopteri; Centrarchiformes; Centrarchidae. Gene Ontology annotation, biological process: pyrimidine nucleotide-sugar transmembrane transport. The transcript has 8 exons. Bases 455 to 1441 code for a protein of 328 amino acids. Gene Ontology annotation, cellular component: Golgi membrane.